AUGUCCAUGGAUCUCGACUCAGUCGAUCUCAACCUCUCUACGGGUAUCACUCAACACCAUGAGCCAUACCCCUUCAUUGCAGCUCUCAACAAGCCCACCUCCCUCACCGGGCGCAUCGCCCUCGUGACCGGCGCCAGUCGAGGAAUCGGACGCAACACCGCUUUGGCCUUCGCAGCAGCUGGAGCUUCCGUCGCUGUCCUGGCCCGCACAGCCGCCGAUCUGGCGACCCUCGCCUCCGAGAUCAAGGAGAAAUACGGGACUCCCGUUCUCGCUAUCACCGGCGACGUUCUCGCUGACCCAGGAUCUAUCGUCUGCCAUGUUGAGGAAAAGUUGGGGAAGAUUGAUAUAUUAGUUAAUAACGCAGGCAUCUACCGCAUGUCCCACUUUCCCCAGGAGAAAGACAUUUCCGCCUACUGGCGAGUCUUCGAAGUCAACGUCAAGGGUCCCCUCUCCUUACUCCACGCCGUCCUCCCCGGUUUCCAAAAACGGGGGAAAGGGACAGUGAUAACGAGCAGUUAUGAUGCGAGUAAGGCGGCAGUGCAAAAAGGGAUUCAGAUUCUGGACAUGGAAUUGAGAGAGCUGGGGGUGCUGAAUUUCUUGAUUCAGCCGGGGACGAUGGCGACGUAUUUGGGGAAGGGCGCGGUGAUCGGGGAGGAGUUUGAGGUGUUGUUGAGUGGGUAUGCAAAGUAUAUGAUUGAUAGCAUCGACCUCCCGGCUCAGAGUAUGGUUGCACUUGCUGUCCUUGCUGGGAAUGAGAAGGAUAAGGGUGGUGAUGAGAGGGUAAAGAGGUUGAGCGGAAGGUACUGGGAUGUGUCGGACGACUUGGAGCAGAUCUUGGAGAAGAGUGCGGAGAUUGCAGAGAGGGAUUUAUAUCACUUGAGGAUCCGGAAGUUGUAGGAGCCAACAGCUGAAAUCGAAGGCAGAUAAAAGCAGGGUAGAGAUGAAAGCAAGGAACGGAUGAUGGCAUAAAUUUGAUGAAAC
Molecule: messenger RNA, 981 nt
Organism: Hyaloscypha bicolor E
Lineage: Eukaryota; Fungi; Ascomycota; Leotiomycetes; Helotiales; Hyaloscyphaceae
Product: NAD(P)-binding protein
Exons: 3
Coding region: 1-897 (298 amino acids)
Cellular component (GO): membrane
Source: RefSeq, a predicted model, not a curated record